AUGAACUACGAUGAAGGCGAAUCAGUUUUCCUUGAUGAAAACGAUAUCAUCGGGGAAAUUCCGAUUGAUGAAGAAGAGCUUCCUGACGCAGAUGACAUUGACGGUUCUGAUGCUGAAAUUUCGGAUGGACCUGAUGACGCAGUUCACAUAUUUCAGGGUCAUGCUGAUGAAGUCUUCACUGUUGCAUGCAGUCCAACUGAUCGUAAUUUAGUGGCUACAGGUGGUAAAGAUGACAUAGGGUUUCUCUGGAACAUUUGUCAGGGAGAUUGGGCUUUUAAGUUAAAAGGUCAUAGUAAUUCGGUUUCUACUUUAGGAUUCAGCUUUGAUGGUCAAUUACUUGCAUCCGGAAGCUUUGAUGGACUAGUGAAAGUCUGGGACAUAUCGUACCAGAAUGUGACAUGCAAAACCUUAGAUUGCAGAGGACAGCCUAUUAAGUGGGUUAAGUGGCAUCCAAGAGGACAUUUGGUCUUGACGGGUUCCGAGGAUUCCUCUGUAUUCUUGUGGAAUGCUGACAGUGAGGUUCUCCUUAACAUGUUUUUUGCGCAUAAUACCACCGUUACCUGUGGCGAUUUCACCCCAGAUGGUAAAACCAUUUGCAUUGGCUAUAAGGAUGCCACUUUAAGGAUAUGGAACCCGAAAGUUGGAGGAAUUAUCCAUGUUGUUGAAGGAUAUACUUAUCACACUGAGGGAUUGACAUGCUUGAGUUUAAGUUCUGAUUCCACCCUUGCUCUUACCGGUUCAAGUGACAGCUCUGUUCAUCUAGUGAACUUAAGAACAGGAAAGGUUGUCGGUUCACUGACUAAUCAUUCUGAUUCUGUUGAAUGCGUGGGGUUUGCUUCAUCAAGCUUUCCAUGGGCCGCAUCAGGGGGCAUGGAUGAGAAGCUUGUCGUGUGGGAUCUUCAGUAUCAGAGCGCUCGAUGCACCUAUAAACAUGCGGUUAAAAUUAAUUUAUCACCAUUUGUUUAAUUUUUUAAUAAAUUCAUGCUACCAUUCUUUUAACUUACAUUUCUGUUUUUAUUUGGCAGAAAGGAGUUUUAUGCAUGUCCUGGCUGGGUGCAUCGAGGUAUUUAGCUACAGGUGGUGUUGAUGGUAAAGUUCGAAUAUGGGAUAGUCUUUCUGGAGAUUGUGUGAGAACCUUCAGCGGUCAUAGUGGAGCGAUCCAAUCCCUUGCUGUGUCUGCCAGCGGAGAUUUCUUGGUUUCAGUUUCAAAUGAUAACUCUGCCCGUGUCUUUGAAAUCUCUGGAUUUUGCUCUUAAACAGAUCCUUUCGGCAGAUGCAGGGCUGACCUUCAGGGAAUUUAAGACCAGUCUUUUUUAGGUUGCAAACCAUAAAAAGAAAAGAACAUUGCAGUCAAGAAAUGAAUUCCCUUGAUUAUUAUCUGGGUAAGUUAUUGGCUUUGUAG
Molecule: messenger RNA, 1402 nt
Organism: Oldenlandia corymbosa var. corymbosa
Lineage: Eukaryota; Viridiplantae; Streptophyta; Magnoliopsida; Gentianales; Rubiaceae
Source: the annotation of a GenBank genome assembly